AUGCCCUACGCUCAACCCACUUCGCUCGCUGGAAAGCCAUUCGUCAUUCUUGGUGCAGGCACUUUGGGUCGUCGCAUCGCGUUGAUGUGGCUUACCCAAGGCGAAAUAGUCCACCUUUUUGACCCGAAUGCCAAAGCUCUUCAAGAUGCUGCUACCUUCAUCGCAGAAAAUAUCACGGACGUAAUUUCGGCUCGCGUUGAAAACGGAAAGCCCGGCACGCUCAAAACUUUCCAAGACCGUACGGCUGCCGUCGAAAAUGCGUGGAUCGUCGUUGAAGUUGUGCCAGAAAUUCUUUCCCUCAAGAUCGACCUUCUCGGAGAACUCGAUGCUCUUCUUCCCAACGACUGCAUCCUGGCGAGCAACAGUAGCUCGUACACCGGCUCGGAAAUGUUUGAUAAAGUCAAAAACAAAGCUAGGCUUGUCAACACGCACUAUUAUAUGCCUCCGAACGUCUUACCUCUGGAAGUAAUGCCCAAUCCAUACACUGACCCAGCAAUUGUUUCGCUUCUAUUGAAGGAAGGGGCGCGACAUGGCUUACGAAUGUACCACGUACGGAAGGAGUCUGUUGGACUUCUUUUCAACCGUAUCUGGGCUGCGAUCAAACGCGAGGCACUCUAUGUUGUUGCUCAGGACGUCGCGGGACCCACAGAAGUUGAUGGCAUUAUGAAGGACGUGCUUGGUGUCCAUCGUGGUGUCUUCGAAAUGCUUGAUGGUGUCGGGCUUGAUGUUGCACUCGACAUCGAAACACAUUACGCCCAAGUUAGAGCUGGUCAGAUCCCUCCCGAACCUGCCGCUCUGCUUCAGUCCAUGGUAGCUAAAGGCGAGUUGGGAGUGAAGACAGGCAAAGGCUUCUACGUUCACCCGCCUCACCAGGCUAUUGCUGGCAAGGACCAUAUCGUUUUCCUCGACAUCAUCAAAGGCGAGAUUCGUUCGCUUUCGAUUGAUGGAAGAGAGGGAAAAACGCUUGUGAGCGGGCUUCGUAGCCUUCCGGAUGGUGUGCAAAUCGAUACUCGUCCCGGAAAAGGACAUAUCUACUGGACCAACAUGGGCACCAAAGCAAACGAUGGAUUCCUCAGCCGCUCUAACCUGGACGGCUCGGAAAUUACAACGAUUGUUGCGCCUGGCCAGACCCACACUCCCAAGCAACUUGUUCUUGAUGUCAAUGGAGAGCAUUUAUAUUGGGCAGACCGCGAAGGUGGACGAAUUCAACGUUGCUCGCUUGACGGUUCCAAUCUCGAGACGCUCUAUGUAUCCGCCUUGACCCCUGAACAACACAGCGAUCAGCGUACUUGGUGUGUUGGUAUCGCCAUUGACACUGAGCGUCGGCUGUUAUAUUGGACUCAGAAGGGCGGUUCCAAGGGUUAUAAAGGCCGCAUUUUCCGUGCUGCAUAUGAUCAACUCGCGGGUGGUCAGCCAGCUAUUGAAGUCCUCUUUGACGGGCUUCCCGAACCCAUCGAUCUGGAACUACAUGGCUCAUGGUUGUAUUGGACUGACCGUGGCGAUCCACCCUUCGGAAACAGUCUCAAUCGAGCUGACGUCAGCGCCCCGUUCGACCAAUCUCGUCCUCCCCGUGGACCCAGCGCAGAUUUGGUCAUAGCCGAACGCUUCCACGAAACGAUCGGUCUGACUAUUGACGACAUCGGGAAAAAGGUCUACAUCUCCGACCUGUUGGGCUCGUUAUGGGUGACGGAGCUGGAUGGCAGUAACAAGACGGCGAUUUUGACAGACGCAGGAAACUUCUCUGGCAUUACUUUCCAUCGUAGUGCUUGA
Mycena indigotica is the source of this 1770-nucleotide messenger RNA. Its product is annotated as 3-hydroxyacyl-CoA dehydrogenase. Gene Ontology annotation, molecular function: oxidoreductase activity, acting on the CH-OH group of donors, NAD or NADP as acceptor; NAD+ binding. The transcript is spliced from 7 exons. The coding region runs from base 1 to 1770 and encodes 589 amino acids. The record is from RefSeq and is a predicted model, not a curated record. Gene Ontology annotation, biological process: fatty acid metabolic process. Lineage: Eukaryota; Fungi; Basidiomycota; Agaricomycetes; Agaricales; Mycenaceae.